AUGUUUCUCAGAUGUUUACGCUUUGGUGAUUCAAAGAAGGAGAAAAAAUACCCAACCGUAAUAGAAGAACUAUGCCAUCAUUUUUCAUUUGAAGCUCUUAGAAAGUCAACCAACGACUUUGACGAGAAACUUAAAAUCGGAGAAGGAGGCUUUGGAAAGGUGUACAAAGGUUGUCUCAAACAUAAUAAUGGCGAUGUAACUGAUUAUUCGAUCGCAUUGAAGGUGAACAAGUGUCAGAACUCCAUUCAAACUCCCCGUGAGUUCAAGACGGAAAUUGAGAUGCUAUGUCAGCUUCGUCACCCUAACAUAAUAUCUCUGAUGGGAUUCUGCUACCAACAAGAGAAUAUGAUUGUUGUGUACGAGUACAUGGCGAAUGGAUCACUCCAUGAUUACUUGAGUAAUAAGAACAAAGAACCACUGUCAUGGAAGAAGAGACUAGAGAUCUGCAUCGGAGUAGCACGUGCUCUUCACUACCUUCAUGCUGGAGCCAAGCGUUGUAUCGUUCACUGUGAUAUAAAACCACAAAACAUUCUAUUGGAUAGGAAUAUGGUCCCCAAACUCUCAGAUUUCGGGUUUUCAUUGCAGGGAUCGCUCUCUGAUAAAUGUGAUGUUUACUCCUUUGGUAUGGUUCUACUACACUUGGUAGGCCAUAAUGUGUUGCAUUACUUAAUUCAACAUGAAGAACACGCUCUUGAGGAGACAAUGGAUCCAAUUCUGAAUGGAAAGGUUGCACCAGAUUGUUGGCAAGUAUUUGCUAGUGUCAUACAGAGUUGCCUGGAUUAUGAAGCAGACGAGCGACCAACAAUGGGCGAAGUAGAGAUAUUGCUUGAGCAUGCUCUCUCAUUGCAGCAACAAGCUGAUGAUAUUACAAACAUCAAUGCUGCUGCUCCCUUUACUUUGUUAUCCACUACUCAUUUCUCCGAUAUAUUCAGAUUUUCAGGUAGUAUAAAUAAUGGUGAUCUAACCUCUUACGCUCCAAUGGAAGGAGGCUUAUGCUAG
This is a messenger RNA of Arachis ipaensis, 999 nucleotides long. RefSeq names its product receptor-like protein kinase FERONIA. Gene Ontology annotation, biological process: protein autophosphorylation. The record is from RefSeq and is a predicted model, not a curated record. NCBI's taxonomy places the organism in Eukaryota, Viridiplantae, Streptophyta, Magnoliopsida, Fabales, Fabaceae. Gene Ontology annotation, cellular component: plasmodesma; plasma membrane. Gene Ontology annotation, molecular function: ATP binding; transmembrane receptor protein tyrosine kinase activity.